AUGUAGUCUGAAGCGAAUUACGUUAGAAUGGGCGAUAACAAAUAAUACUAGAUUGUUCCAGAUUAAGAAAAUCAAAUAAAUAUUUAGAAUACAGCUUUAUCAACUUAAAAUUAAUUUCAUAUUAAUCAUAGCGAAAAUCAUAUUAGUGAAGUUAAUGAUAAUAGAGAAAAGCAAUAUUUAAAUUAUUCAAAUGAAAAUUUCCCAUUUAUGGUGUAGGAUAAAAAUGGAAGUUAUGUCAUAAAUGAAUAAAUUUAUUUAAAGUUAGAUAAGAAAGAAGGCAAAAAGUUUGAAUGGAAAUUAUUGAUUGAAAAAGAAAAAAUUGUUAUGAAAAGCUUAAUAGAUAACUCAUAAAUUGAAGUAAAUUGGUAAGAUUUAUUAGGAGCUUCAUAUCAAUAAGUUAAUGUUGGAGGACAUAUCAUUUAUAAGCUUAGCAUUUAUUUAAUGAAAAAAGAUCGUAAAACAUGUUAUGUAGCCUAUAAUAGAUAUUUAAGUAGUCUUGACUUUUAUGUUGAAACAGAAAGUAGAGCUUAAAACUUAAAGAAAUUAAUUUAAAAUUAUGCAAGAAAUAAAAGCUAUUUUGAUUAAAUCUAGUAAGAUUUGCACUAAAAAAAAAUACCUGAUUUCCCCAAAAAGCUGCUAGUGUUUAUAAAUCCCGUUGGUGGAGAUGGCUCUGCUUAAAAAAAAUGGAAUAAGAUAUCUCAUUUAUUAGAAUAUGCUGGAUAUACUUAUUUACUUGUUUUAACAAAGUACAAAGACCAUGCACAUCAAUACGUAAAUGAAAUUCCUGCUGAAUAACUUAUAUAGUAUGCUGGUAUAGUAACAGUCUCUGGAGAUGGGCUUCCUCAUGAAAUUGUCAAUGGCUUAUUUAAAAGAGCAGAUAAAGAUUUUGUAUGCUCUAAAGUAGCUCUUGGAGUUUUGCCUGGAGGUAGUGGAAAUGCAUUAAUUAAUAGUAUAUUACAUGAAAUAAAUGAACCUAAAACAUUGGAAGGAGCAACUUAUUUAAUUUGCAAGGGAUCAAUUAAAGAUAUGGACAUGAUUCAAAUGCAGACAAAAGCUAAUCCUUGUAUUUACUCAUUUUUAUCUUUAGCUUGGGCUUAUAUAGCUGAUGUUGAUCUCAAUUCUGAACACUUAAGAUUUUUGGCAAGAUUAAGGUUUGAUGUGAUGGGUGUAUACAGAGCUCUUUUUUAAAAAAAAUAUUCAGGAGUGCUCUACACAACAGAUGAAGAUUUGUAGUAACUCCCUGAUAUAAAUCAACCGAUAGAUAUAUAGUAAAACAGAUGGGAGGAAGUUAAGGAGAGAAGUUUUAAAUAUUUUAUGAUAAUGAAUGUACCUCUUAUUACAUAAAAAGAUUUAAAUGCUCCUAAUGCACAUAUAAAUGAUGGAUUCAUGGAUUUAUAAUAUCUUGAAAGUAGUAAAGGAUGGGGUUAACUAGUUAAGUAUGCUUUAAAUUUCUAAAGUGGAUCUCAUUUUGAUAAAAAGACUUAAUUACCUGCUUCUGGGUAGAAGUUUACUUAUAAAAGGGUCAAAGCUUUCAGACUCCAAAGUGUCAACUAAUAAGAUUUAGGCUUAUUGUCUAUAGAUGGAGAAAGCUAUACAAGUGAUGUGAUAUAAGGCAGAAUUUUACCAAGUAUUUUGAAGGUGUUUUCUUUUUGA
Tetrahymena thermophila SB210 is the source of this 1653-nucleotide messenger RNA. Its product is annotated as diacylglycerol kinase. The transcript is spliced from 3 exons. Gene Ontology annotation, cellular component: membrane; intracellular membrane-bounded organelle; cytoplasm. The record is from RefSeq and is a predicted model, not a curated record. Gene Ontology annotation, molecular function: kinase activity. NCBI's taxonomy places the organism in Eukaryota, Ciliophora, Oligohymenophorea, Hymenostomatida, Tetrahymenidae. Gene Ontology annotation, biological process: sphingosine biosynthetic process.